Messenger RNA from Echinococcus granulosus, 666 nucleotides. RefSeq lists its product as hypothetical. The record is from RefSeq and is a predicted model, not a curated record. NCBI's taxonomy places the organism in Eukaryota, Metazoa, Platyhelminthes, Cestoda, Cyclophyllidea, Taeniidae. The transcript is spliced from 2 exons. Bases 1 to 666 code for a protein of 221 amino acids.
AUGCAUGAAAGUGUUGCACUAAAGUACGCACGGACAGUCAAAAAGUGUCGUCGCAGUCUUCACGGCACUCACAGACUUCGUGGGCCUUUAAGACGUGAUCGCGACACUGGGCUGUGCAUUCCAAUUCUCUACCCCUCUAUUACUUCGAAGUGUUGUACGUCCCCACCCCUUCGCGUUUCCAACUCCGCCGGUGCUACGCCAGUUCGUGGGGCAGAGUGCGAAAUCAGAUUUCGUUCUACCUACUCGCCUGAGCUGUCACGCCCCCCUUCUGCAAACAGUGCUGAGCUUAACAGCGGAGGAAAAUUAGGUGAUGUAGUUUCCGUCUUCUCCCCUCCUGGACCUCCCGCUUCACCUGUUCCCAGCCCUUCAGGUGAACCCUGCACCGGAUCACCCUCUCCAGCCUCCACUGACCUCUUCAGUGCUCCCCCGGCACCCAACAUUAUUAGAGUCAAAUUAAGAAAGCGCAGAAACGCCAUCUGCAGUCAGACCCCCAUGGCCAAGGGUCUUCGUGAUUUUCUCGUCUCUUACAUUGUUUCACAUCUAACCGAUUCUAUGACUUCUUCGCUCAGUCUAACAGCAGCGGCGGCCGCUCAUUCAAUGAUGGAAGACGAUGGUAAUGGUGAGGGGGGAGAUUCUCCGCGUUUAGCAGCAGAUUCGGAUUUGUAA